Pseudophryne corroboree (corroboree frog) is the source of this 3191-nucleotide messenger RNA. RefSeq names its product MAU2 sister chromatid cohesion factor (gene MAU2). Gene Ontology annotation, molecular function: protein binding; double-stranded DNA binding. Bases 49 to 2004 code for a protein of 651 amino acids. The transcript has 20 exons. The record is from RefSeq and is a predicted model, not a curated record. Gene Ontology annotation, cellular component: SMC loading complex; chromatin. Lineage: Eukaryota; Metazoa; Chordata; Amphibia; Anura; Myobatrachidae. Gene Ontology annotation, biological process: mitotic sister chromatid cohesion; maintenance of mitotic sister chromatid cohesion.
UAUCAUUAUCAGCCCCGUGACCGUGAAUGCCGGGGUGCAGCGCAGACAAUGGGGAAACUACAAUUCCCAGACGGCACUGUGCGCUACUCUCGCGAGUUUUGUCCCGGAGGCGGGCACAGGGCCUUGUUGUUGGUGUCAGUGAUGGCGGCAGCGGCGGUGGUGGCUCCCCAGGCUGAGGCCUCGGAGUCGUGGUACUUAGCAUUGCUGGGUUUCGCCGAGCACUUCCGCACCUCUAGCCCACCCAAGAUCCGCCUGUGCGUGCACUGCCUGCAGGCCGUCUUCCAGUUCAAGCCGCCGCAGCGUAUCGAGGCCCGGACUCACCUGCAGCUCGGCUCUGUACUGUACCACCACACCAAGAACAGCGAGCUGGCCCGGCAGCACCUGGAGAAGGCGUGGUUCAUUUCUCAACAAAUUCCCCAGUUUGAAGAUGUGAAGUUUGAAGCUGCAAGUCUUUUGUCAGAGUUAUAUUGUCAGGAGAAUUCUGUGGAUGCUGCCAAGCCUCUCCUACGUAAAGCAAUCCAGAUCUCUCAACAGACCCCAUACUGGCAUUGCAGGCUGCUUUUCCAGCUCGCUCAACUUCACACACUUGAGAAAGACUUGGUGUCAGCAUGUGACCUGCUUGGAGUUGGUGCUGAGUAUGCACGUGUCGUGGGCUCAGAGUACACCAGAGCAUUGUUCUUGCUGAGCAAAGGAAUGUUAUUGUUGAUGGAGCGGAAGCUACAAGAAGUACACCCACUGCUGACGUUAUGCGGACAGAUUGUUGAGAAUUGGCAGGGAAACCCUAUUCAGAAGGAGUCCCUCCGGGUUUUCUUCCUGGUUCUCCAGGUGACACAUUACUUGGAUGCAGGACAGGUGAAGAGUGUGAAACCUUGCCUCAAACAGCUGCAGCAGUGCAUCCAGACUAUUUCCACUCUCCAUGACGAUGAGAUUUUACCCAGCAAUCCAGCUGACCUGUUCCACUGGCUGCCUAAAGAGCACAUGUGUGUUUUGGUUUACUUGGUGACAGUCAUGCACUCCAUGCAGGCAGGCUAUCUGGAGAAGGCUCAGAAAUACACAGAUAAGGCACUCAUGCAGCUAGAGAAGCUUAAGAUGCUGGAUAGCAGUCCAAUCUUGUCGUCCUUCCAAGUUAUCCUGCUGGAACACAUAAUCAUGUGCCGUCUGGUCACAGGCCACAAAGCCACAGCUUUACAAGAGAUCUCCCAAGUCUGUCAACUGUGUCAGCAGUCGCCUCGGCUAUUUACUAAUCAUGCAGCUCAGCUCCACACGUUGCUGGGUUUAUACUGCAUCUCUGUGAACUGUAUGGAUAAUGCAGAGGCGCAAUUCACGACUGCUCUUAGGCUCACCACGCACCAGGAGUUGUGGACUUUUAUAGUGACAAAUCUAGCAAGUGUUUAUAUUCGAGAAGGAAACCGACACCAAGAGCUUUAUAGUUUACUGGAAAGAAUUAACCCAGAUCAUAAUUUCCCAGUGAGCUCACAUUGUCUCCGUGCUGCUGCCUUCUAUAUUCGUGGACUUUUCUCUUUCUUUCAAGGCAGAUACAAUGAAGCAAAACGCUUUCUCCGUGAAACUUUAAAAAUGUCUAAUGCUGAGGAUUUGAACCGAUUAACUGCAUGUUCGUUGGUGCUUCUUGGCCACAUCUUCUAUGUUCUGGGAAAUCACAGGGAGAGCAACAAUAUGGUUGUCCCAGCGAUGCAGCUGGCCAGCAAGAUCCCAGAUAUGUCUGUGCAGCUGUGGUCCUCUGCUCUGCUUAGAGGCACUCACCUGAAACCUGAUCAUCACCUUGUGAAACUUAGCUUAAAUGAUCUAAAUAAAGCAUGUGGAAAUACAAUUGAUGCUCACGAGGCAGCACAGAUGCAUCAAAGUUUCUCUCAGCAGCUGCUACAAGAUCACAUAGAGGCCUGCAGUCUUCCUGAACACAAUCUCACAACGUGGACGGAUGGGUCACCACCUGUACAGUUUCAGGCUCAAAAUGGACCCAACACCAGCCUGGCUAGCCUUUUGUGAAGACUAAACCCUUGUUUAAAACAUAACGGACUUAUACAGCGGACUCGCUCGCUGAACAGGAUCCUCCUCUACAACCGGAACUGUGGAGGGUCUGGAACUGCAAGAGAAUGCACGACGCAGUGGACAUCAAUCCUACAGAUGAAGGGACCAUGUUCCAGACAAGCCAACAAUACACAGAAAAUCAUUUCUAAGGUCCUCCUAUCAGAGACUCCAUAUUUUGGAGACUGACCUACAUGCUGCAAAAUUCUGACACUCCCGUCUGCAACUGAUACUGGCUCCCUCCCCAAGUGCAUGGUGCGUGGCUAAGGUCAUACCUUCCCUACAGCACGAUAAGGGGAUUAAAAUUAUUUUGGAACUAAUUUUUGUUCUAUAUUUAAUAUCUGCCUUCAACUUUGUUUCCCUCUACUGAAUAGAUUUAACAGAGAAGGGCAUUUUUUUAGAUUUUAUAUCCAUAAAUAUAUAUAUAUAUAUAUAUAUGAAAAACUUAAGUUUAUCAAUGUUUUAAACUUUUCUGUGCACAAAAAAUUUGAUUUUGUUGGGAUAGGGGGUUUUUCGUUCCCUCUUUCAUUCUCCCUUUUGGAUAAAUUAUAUUUUCAGGGGAAUGGUUUUGAUAUUUGAUAAUAGUUUUUUAGCAAGCAUCACACAGCCCUUUUGCUAAAGCAAACAGGCUGCCAAAGGACUAGCCAUUAAAUCAUGAGUAACUUAAGAGUGAGGGAUAUUAGACAACUUAAACUGAUUGAGGUUUUUUUUUUUUUUUUUAAUUAUCAGGAAAUAUUUUAAAACUUUUUUUUUUUUAUUUAUCAUGCGUAUACCUGUAAGUAUUGUCACAUGAAGAAUGUUUAAGUGAACUUUUGAUGCCCCUAUGUUCUCUAUUACUGUUAAGAAGUUAAUAAGAAGUUAUUGUAAAUUAUUCUGCUUAUUGUGGUCCCAUGCUCGCAACCUCCAGAAUAGCAACUAUCCUUAAAAUUGCCAUACCCGUACAUCAAUGUUGUAUCACUCAGGCAAGUAUUCUUGUGUGUCACAAGGUUAGAAAUUAAAAUAACACUCCCCCCUUCCCCACCUUUCAUUAAAUUCCCCUAUCUGUAUAUUAUUUGGGCAUCAGAAGUGUUGCCAGUGGUUCAGAAGUUUUUAUUUAAAAAGUUAUGGUUCUUGCUCAAUAGAUAUUAAAGCUCAAACUAUUUUUCAGA